AUGGCUACUUUGAAAUCAGAUUUGGACGAUUACUUGCUACAAAACGAGAGUCGUCGUAGUUAUAAAUUUACCUUACCGUUUUCGACGUCAAACUUUUUUACCCGGAGUAAUGAUGAAACCCCAACCAGUACUAGUACGACGUCUACUUGGUUUCAAGAGGUUCAGAAGGAGUACUUUACCCUGAGUCGAACUCAACGAUUUAUGGGCUUCGGAAUAUGUCUAUUUUUUGGUAUCUUGUGCUUUGUACUAUCGUUUUUGUACAUACCUUUUCUUCUGCUACAAGCAAGGAAGUUUGCAUUAUUAUUUACAUUGGGGAGUCUCUUUUUUAUAUUUAGUUUCAGCUUCCUUUGGGGUCCAUGGUCACACUUCAAGUCUCUAUUUUCAAAGGAGAAAGCAUUAACAACCUGUUUAUAUGGUUCUACUUUAAUUGCAACACUUUACUGUGCACUGCAUCUUCAGAGCACACCCUUGACUGUUAUUUGUGCGGUUGGACAAGUUCUUGCUCUGCUAUGGAUGAUGAUGGGUUCUAUUCCUGAUGAAGCGUUGACCUGCAAUGUAUGCGACAGAUCGUUCGCCACUCGCCGGCUGCUUAGUGAUCAUCAACAGAAGAAGAGGCACUUUGGAUGCAGCUCCUGCGACAGCCUGUUCCCAUCUCUAAUGGCGUUGGAACACCAUAAAGAGGAAUUUCAACACUGGAGCGACUCGUCAUGUUGCGCAUCUCGAUCUGAGAGCGACGAGUCCGACGACUGUCGCGACGAUGGAAGACUUAUAUAA
Leptosia nina is the source of this 774-nucleotide messenger RNA. Lineage: Eukaryota; Metazoa; Arthropoda; Insecta; Lepidoptera; Pieridae. The record is from the annotation of a GenBank genome assembly.